This is a messenger RNA of Nycticebus coucang (slow loris), 2601 nucleotides long. RefSeq names its product methyltransferase 14, N6-adenosine-methyltransferase subunit (gene METTL14). Lineage: Eukaryota; Metazoa; Chordata; Mammalia; Primates; Lorisidae. Gene Ontology annotation, molecular function: mRNA binding. The coding region runs from base 141 to 1511 and encodes 456 amino acids. The transcript is spliced from 11 exons. The record is from RefSeq and is a predicted model, not a curated record. Gene Ontology annotation, cellular component: nucleus; RNA N6-methyladenosine methyltransferase complex.
UCGAUUCUGAGGAUAAUGUAGGGGGUACUCGCCGCCAGCAGCUCUCGGUGAACAGUGUGUUCCACAGACUGCGGAAAGACCGAACAAGGGUUCACUCGCAAUUCACAAGUAUUUGAGGUGGCGAAAAGAGGAGUUAGGACAUGGACAGCCGCCUGCAGGAGAUCCGGGAGCGGCAGAAGUUACGGCGACAGCUUCUCGCGCAGCAGUUGGGAGCUGAAAGUGCUGACAGCAUUGGCGCUGUGUUAAAUAGCAAAGAUGAGCAGAGAGAAAUUGCUGAAACAAGAGAAACUUGCAGGGCUUCUUAUGAUACUUCUGCUCCAAAUGCAAAACGUAAGUAUUUGGAUGAAGGAGAGACAGAUGAAGACAAAAUGGAAGAAUAUAAGGAUGAAGUAGAAAUGCAACCAGAAGAUGAAAACUUGCCAUAUGAAGAAGAGAUUUACAAAGAUUCAAGUACUUUUCUUAAGGGAACACAGAGUUUGAAUCCCCAUAAUGAUUACUGCCAACAUUUUGUAGACACUGGACAUAGGCCUCAGAAUUUCAUCAGGGAUGUAGGUUUAGCUGACAGAUUUGAAGAAUACCCUAAACUAAGGGAGCUCAUCAGGCUAAAGGAUGAGUUAAUAUCUAAAUCUAACACUCCUCCUAUGUAUUUACAAGCAGAUAUAGAAGCCUUUGACAUCAGAGAACUAACACCCAAAUUUGAUGUUAUUCUUCUGGAACCCCCUUUGGAAGAAUAUUACAGAGAGACUGGCAUCACUGCUAAUGAAAAAUGCUGGACUUGGGAUGAUAUUAUGAAGUUAGAAAUUGAUGAGAUUGCAGCACCUAGAUCGUUUAUUUUUCUCUGGUGUGGUUCUGGGGAGGGAUUGGACCUUGGAAGAGUGUGUUUACGAAAGUGGGGUUACAGGAGAUGUGAAGAUAUUUGUUGGAUUAAAACCAAUAAAAACAAUCCCGGGAAGACUAAAACUUUAGAUCCAAAGGCUGUCUUUCAGAGAACAAAGGAACACUGCCUCAUGGGGAUCAAAGGAACUGUGAAGCGUAGCACAGAUGGGGACUUCAUUCAUGCUAAUGUUGACAUUGACCUAAUUAUCACUGAAGAACCUGAAAUUGGCAAUAUAGAAAAACCUGUAGAAAUUUUUCAUAUAAUUGAGCAUUUUUGUCUUGGGAGAAGACGCCUUCAUCUAUUUGGAAGAGAUAGUACAAUUAGACCAGGCUGGCUCACAGUUGGACCAACGCUUACAAAUAGCAACUACAAUGCAGAAACGUAUGCAUCCUAUUUCAGUGCCCCCAAUUCCUACUUGACUGGAUGUACAGAAGAAAUUGAGAGACUUCGACCCAAAUCACCUCCUCCCAAAUCUAAAUCUGAUCGGGGUGGGGGAGCACCCAGAGGCGGAGGUAGAGGUGGCACUUCUGCUGGCCGUGGACGAGAAAGAAAUCGAUCUAACUUCCGAGGAGAGAGAGGUGGCUUUAGAGGGGGCCGUGGAGGCGCACACAGAGGUGGCUUUCCACCUCGAUAAUUUUUGAUGACAUUGAUCAUAUUAAUGCCCCUCUAACUAUCUUUAUUAUUUGCAUUUCAAGUGGGAAACUUACUUUAGAACUUAAUUCAAGCUUGCAUCUUUACUUUGGUUUCUCUGAGCUGAAGGAAUCUUAGUCAACCUCCUUUGCAGUUGAUACACACACUGUUUGGUUUUAUUCAGGAUAAAUGAGCAAUUCUGCCUCUUGUCAUCUGCAUGAACAGAAUGGAGCAACACAAGUAGACUUCAGAGACUGAAUCUGUUCUUAUAAAUUCCAACUACUUACAAAAGUUUUGCUUCUUAGAAAUAGUUGAAGAGUUGAAAAAGUUCCAAUCUUUGGUUCAUGGUGCCCACAGGAGUGGGUAAUGUGCAUCCUCCUAUUGCUGUCGUAGCAAACGGGAGCUAUCUGGGAGCCUUGACAGAAUGGAGUUGGGGCAGAUGGUAAGCUUUUGUCAGAGUUUUAACGUUUUCUUGAUGAAAGAAUAAAAAGGGGUAGGCUUCUUUUUUUAAUCUUAAAUAAACUUAGAUACGAUUGAGUAUUGAAGAAGUUGAGAGACUUUGAACAAAAUCACCUUCUCCCAAAUCUAAUCUGAUAGGGGAGAUAGACAUCCCAGGAGUGAAGUAGAACUUGGUAGGCAGACAAAAAAAAAAUAACAAAAAAGCUCAUUGUCAUAAUCUCAAUUAUGUAGUGAAAUAUGACUCUUAGUCGUGCUUCCUAAGACCCAAACGAGGACAAGAGCUAGAACUCUGGUGUAGACUUGAAGUAGUUUCAUAUUCCUUAGCAAAAUAAAGUAACAGAAGUAAUGACAGAGAUACCUGGUCGUCAGAUGCUUGGUUUGAACAUUUUGUGGAAUAAAGUAUGUGGGACGAGGAAAUGACAUACAUCUUCAAACUUGUUAUGGAGAAAAUUUAAUGUAAAAUCAAUUACAGAAGACUCUUCAGAAUAUAGCUCAGAAAAUGAACUGCAGUUGCCUUUUAUUAAUAAAGCUUUGUGUUGUUUCUAAGGGGCUGGUGUAAGACUUCAUGCUGUCAUUUCUUUUUCUAUACUGUAAUUCAUGUUUUAAACGAAUUAAAUGAUGAAUGAAAUUAUGCC